UCAAAUCAUCAAAAAGUAAAUAUGGCGAUGUAAUGUAAUAGGCUUGUGAGCCUUAGAGGUUCCCGUAGGUGUGUGACGUGUUACGGGAAAACAAGAAGUGGGUUCUGAAUGCUACUCUGUGUUUAUGGCUGUGAGUUGAGUAGACGAACAGUAAAGUUACGUUUAUAAAUGAAGUCGGUUGUCAAGCCUCAUCAAUAUAACGUGGUGUCAGAAGUAAAGGCGGAAGAAGAGUGACGGUAUGGCGCAGUUUCAACCACCAACGAGUUUGUGUUUGCAAGGCAAUCUUGCCGAAAAUUGGGGGAACUGGAGUCAGCGUUUUGAGCUCUUCUGUACUGCCAGUGGCAUCGCGGAGAAAUCCGAGAAGGUGCAGUGUGCAACGUUUCUUCACGUUGCGGGAGAGGAGACGAUUAAAGUGCUGGGACAGCAGGUAGUGGAUGAACAUGUUCCAGAUGUUUCUCUCAUUGGGGAGAUGGGGGAUGCGACAGAACUGGGUCGGCUGGUGCAGUUGGUGCUGGGCUGCACAGUCAGCUGCGAGAAGAAGCAAAGUACCCUGGGAGACCAGACAGCUGUCCACCUUGCAGUCCAAAGCAAUCACGAGGAGCAAACGUUCACAGAAAUGUAUUUUCUCUGAUGAGUUGAAGGUUAUAUAACAGCAGCUCUGACAGUGAUGCAGCUGCAAAUCACAGUGCUUGUUCUAACACACUAUCGUUACUAUAGAAACGGCUUUGGUAAAAUAAGGGUGGGUGGGUGGACGGGUGAUAAAGACUCUGGACCCUCAGCAGAAGCCCAACUUUGUCGCUCCUGAGGUUCAGGCUCUGAAGAACCAGCUCUCAGAGAAAGACAGGAGAAUCCAGCAUCUGGACGUGAGCUACACCUGAGAUAUGUCACACUGAGCGUUUGAGGAUUAUGGGUAAUCGGUUACUUCCUGUCACUAAUUGCUGGGAUAGAGGAUUUCUGAGACUGUACGGUUCGAUAUAUGACUUCCAAUUACAUUUCAGUUUCUAUCUGUAUUUAAAACACUUAACAGGUUGCUGUUACUGUUUGGAAAGGAUGAGUGGUGUGUUUUCUGUAUUUUCUUUGCUAUCUUUAAUUGGUAUUUUAUUUGUAGCUCCUAACAGUAUCACAUUGCCACAAAACAUCUUUACAAUAACGCAGAUUGUAGAUAAUGUUGAUUUGUCUAAAUUCUCUAGAAUUUUUAUGCUUGAAGGGGGGAAAAAUAUACUACACUAUUUAGUCAUUAUAUCAGAUACACCUGUCCAUAAACAGGUAGGCCAUAUUGCAGCUGUGCAAAAAAAUGUGAUGAUAAUGAUAA
Messenger RNA from Neoarius graeffei (lesser salmon catfish), 1312 nucleotides. Its product is annotated as protein Hook homolog 2-like. The transcript is spliced from 2 exons. The record is from RefSeq and is a predicted model, not a curated record. NCBI's taxonomy places the organism in Eukaryota, Metazoa, Chordata, Actinopteri, Siluriformes, Ariidae. The coding region runs from base 239 to 631 and encodes 130 amino acids. Gene Ontology annotation, biological process: cytoskeleton-dependent intracellular transport.